This is a messenger RNA of Rhopilema esculentum, 732 nucleotides long. RefSeq names its product large ribosomal subunit protein uL16. The record is from RefSeq and is a predicted model, not a curated record. Gene Ontology annotation, molecular function: structural constituent of ribosome. Lineage: Eukaryota; Metazoa; Cnidaria; Scyphozoa; Rhizostomeae; Rhizostomatidae. Gene Ontology annotation, biological process: translation. Gene Ontology annotation, cellular component: ribosome.
UCUCUAUAAAUUUUGAUCGAAAACGAUCAAAAUGGGUCGCAGACCAGCAAGAUGCUAUCGUUAUUGUAAAAACAAGCCAUACCCCAAGUCAAGGUUCUGUCGUGGUGUUCCAGACUCAAAAAUUAGAAUCUUUGAUCUUGGAAGAAAGAGGGCACCAGUUGAUGACUUUCCACUUUGUGUGCAUAUGGUCUCUGAUGAGUGGGAACAGUUGUCAAGUGAAGCUUUAGAAGCUGGUCGCAUCUGCGCAAACAAAUACCUCAUUAAGAUGGCAGGAAAAGAUUCUUUCCAUAUUCGGAUGCGACUUCAUCCCUUUCAUGUUGUCCGAAUUAACAAAAUGUUGUCAUGUGCAGGAGCUGAUAGGCUCCAGACUGGUAUGAGAGGUGCUUUUGGAAAGCCACAAGGCACAGUUGCACGAGUUCACAUUGGGCAACCCAUCAUGUCUGUGCGAUGCAAGGACAACCAUAAGCCAAUUGCAAUUGAGGCUUUAAGAAGAGCCAAAUUCAAGUUUCCAGGAAGACAAAAAAUUUUCAUCUCAAAGAAAUGGGGCUUUACAAAAUGGGAACGUGAUGAGUACCUCAGUAGAAGAAAUGAUGGCACUUUGAUGCCAGAUGGUGUGCAUGCAAAGUAUCUUCCACCCCGUGGCCCACUCAGUGCAUGGAAGCGCAGGGUUCAAAUCAGUGCCUAGUUGUAAAUCAAUGUGAAAAAACAUUUGAAUGAAUUCAAUCAAAAGUA